Messenger RNA from Ailuropoda melanoleuca (giant panda), 1606 nucleotides. RefSeq names its product BUD23 rRNA methyltransferase and ribosome maturation factor (gene BUD23). Gene Ontology annotation, cellular component: nucleolus. The record is from RefSeq and is a predicted model, not a curated record. Lineage: Eukaryota; Metazoa; Chordata; Mammalia; Carnivora; Ursidae. Gene Ontology annotation, biological process: rRNA (guanine-N7)-methylation. Gene Ontology annotation, molecular function: rRNA (guanine) methyltransferase activity. The coding region runs from base 90 to 899 and encodes 269 amino acids. The transcript has 11 exons.
CAUGCGUAUUAAGAGGCGGGCGUGGGGCCGAUGGCAUAAAAGCCGGGUUUCCGGAACGCCGCAACCAGUCUCGAGGCUGAGGCGUGGAGAUGGCGUUCCGCAGCAAGAGACCGGAGCACGGCGGGCCUCCGGAGCUGUUUUACGACAAGAAUGAAGCCCGGAAAUACGUGCGCAACUCACGGAUGAUUGAUGUCCAGACCAAGAUGGCUGGGCGAGCUUUGGAGCUCCUUUAUCUGCCUGAGGGUCAGCCUUGUUACCUGUUGGAUAUUGGCUGUGGUUCUGGGCUAAGUGGAGAUUAUCUCUCGGAUGAAGGGCACUAUUGGGUGGGCCUUGACAUCAGCCCUGCCAUGCUGGAUGCGGCCUUGGACCGAGACACUGAGGGAGACCUACUUCUGGGGGACAUGGGCCAGGGCAUCCCUUUCAAACCAGGCUCCUUUGAUGGUUGUAUCAGCAUUUCUGCUAUACAGUGGCUCUGUAAUGCAAACAAGAAGUCUGACAUCCCUGCCAAGCGCCUGUACUGCUUCUUUUCUUCUCUGUACUCUGUGCUGGUCCGUGGAGCCCGGGCCGUCUUGCAGCUGUACCCUGAGAACUCGGAGCAGUUGGAGCUCAUCACGACCCAGGCCACCAAGGCUGGCUUCACUGGUGGCGUGGUGGUGGACUUCCCCAACAGCGCCAAGGCCAAGAAGUUCUACCUCUGCUUGUUUUCUGGGCCAUCAACCUUUAUGCCAAAGGCUCUGAACGAAAAUAAUGAAGAGGAGGCCAGGGAGUCCGAGUUCACGAGUGAGAGCGAGGGGCGCCUUCUCCCACCUCACAGAGGAUCUACACGUGGUUCAGCCCCCUCCACCCAGCGCCCAGUCCCUCUUGUCCUCACUCUGGUGUCUACAGACGACACGCGCUAACUGUAAACUUAGGUAAGCAGCCAUUUCUCAUCUGCUUCAGGAGGGGAUACAGCCCGCACUCGGGCAUCAUACUGAGGAGUAGAGCGCGUGUGUGCGCAGGCUCGGUGCGGUAUUGGGCACGGGCCUGUCUCCCCUUUCUGCAGGUCCUCGGCCUGGCGGGGGCGGGGGGCAGGGGGCAGGAGGCGCGGCUGUCCACUGGAAGGAUAAUUGGGGCUUCUCCCGUUCUCGCCAUUUCUAAUCAUUCUCUCUCCUCUGUCUCUCUGUCUCUGAAGACUCAGUCCACCUGUGGCAAUUGCCACUUCUGACCAACUUCCCUCUCGGCACCUUUGGUCUGGGGCAUGCACCGCCUCCACCUGCUCUCUGCAUCUCCCCUGACGCGCCUCCCCCUUCUGUGGCUCACAGCUGGCCCCCCAGCUUGUUCUUCCGCACAGACUCCUGCUGAUUGGUGCUGCACUCCCAGCCCCCCGUUGGCAGCUCCCUCCUGUCUUGAACUUGGUGCCUCAGACUUCUGCCCCCUGGUUGUGCUAACGCUCCCAUUUCUUUCAUGCACCCCUGCCUGUACCUGCCGAAGGGUCUAGAUCACAUUGUGUCACUCCUUUGCCAGGAAAUGUCUCCGAGUACCCCCUGCUUACCUAAGGGACAACAUGCUCACUCCUUGCCCGUAAGCCAAGUGAGAUUCUGAAAUUCAUUUUUUGUUUUUUUAAAGA